Trachemys scripta elegans is the source of this 1568-nucleotide messenger RNA. RefSeq names its product coiled-coil domain containing 69 (gene CCDC69). Bases 162 to 1253 code for a protein of 363 amino acids. The transcript has 9 exons. Gene Ontology annotation, molecular function: microtubule binding. The record is from RefSeq and is a predicted model, not a curated record. NCBI's taxonomy places the organism in Eukaryota, Metazoa, Chordata, Testudines, Emydidae. Gene Ontology annotation, cellular component: cytoplasm; nucleus.
GACUAGCUGUACCUCGGGGGCUCAGACGGGGGGCUGUUUGGAAGUGCAGGUUCCCUGCGGCGCUGGGCUCCGGAGCGGGGUCCAGCCUCCCCCGGCCAUGCCAACACGUGUUAUCAAACAGGCGCCUGGUAUGCCGCUCGGCUCAGCCCUGCCAGCUGGGGAUGUGGCUUUUUGCAGGGGGGCUUCUGCUCGGGUAUUUACGGCGCGCGGCGGUCCCAGCAGAAGUUCAAGCAGACUGCUUGCGGUUCGCUCCCGGGCUCGCAGCUGCAGCGCCGGGCACGGGGCGCGGAGCGAGUCUCACCCGCCCGGCCAUGGGCUGCACAUGCAGCACGACCGGCCGCUGCCAAGCCAGGAGCAAGAAACGACUAAGAGCUCGGCAGCCAAAGGGGCAGGCUUCCCAGGAGCUGACGGCCGUGAAGACAGAGAAUCAUGUCAUCGCAGCUCCCUUGCACGAGGAUGUGGAGACGACGAAGGCCCUGCUGCUGGAGGAGCAGAAGAGGGAGAUUGGGAGGCUGCUACAAGGACAUCAGGAGGAAACGGAGAGGCUGAAGGAAGCCCACCAGGCAGAGACCCAGAGACUGACCCAAGACGUUAAAAUCCAGGUGGAAAAGGAAAGAGAUUUAGAGCUUAACAAGCAGCUCUCCAAGCAGUUCGACACACUGAACAGAGAGCAUGAAGAGAACCUCCGAGAAGUCCAGAGGGCCCAUGACCAGGAGAUGCUGCUCUUAAGGGAAUCCUACCAAACGGCCCAGUCUUCCUUACAGGAGACGAUUGACAGGUUAAACUCCCAGCUGAAAUCCUUCCAGGAGAAAAUGAAACGGGUGGAGGAAUCGAUCUUGAGCAGAGACUAUAAGAAACAUAUUCAGGAUUAUGGGAGCCCCAGCCACUUCUGGGAGCAAGAACUGGAGAGUCUGCAUUUUGUCAUAGAGAUGAAGAACGAACGCAUCCAUGACCUGGACAAGAAGCUGCUGAACUUGGAAACAGUGAUGGAGAGGAACCUGCUUCUGGAGGAGAAAGUGAAAACCCUUCAGCAGGAGAACGAGGAUCUGCACGUUCAGACACAGAACCACUUGACAAUGACAAGGCAACUGUCUGACAAGCUCCUGGUGGUUCGGGAGGCCCUGGACAAGGAGUCCCAGCUGCGGGAGCAGGCGCACCGGGAGAAGGAAGAGCUGCUGUACAGGGUCCUGAAUGGUGACUCUUCCCCCACCUUCCCCAUCCCCUCCAGUGAGGUGCCACUCAUCGCCACGUAGCGCUCUGGGAAGCGGCGACGGAGGCUGCUGGGAUGAGGACGCAAGCGAGGGGCACCAGAGACUCUUCCACCCCUCGUUUUAGCCCUUCCUUUUAUUGCACAGGCCCAGAGCUGCUGUCAUGGGGACUCUGUCCGGUAGAAGGGGAGUUCCUCAGACUUCUAACCUUGGGACGGCCGCCCUCUAAGUGGACAGUGCAGUAUUUCUCGGGACCUUUUCAAAGUGCUUUUACCCCUCCUGUGUGUCCCCCUGUCUGACUCUGAACAUGGGGGAGCUUACGAGACACCCCAGAACCUAGACCCGUGUGGCGCGAGGUGU